UAAGAUGGCCAAAAACUAUCUAUCUAUGCAAAGAACUAGUAAUUCAAGUGAGCUGGUAUUUUCUCUUAUCACUCACACUGUUACAAAGAUUAGAAAUAGUCUUGCACCAGAUUUAGUAUGUGCUGCAUUAUAUUUAAAAAGUUAG
This is a messenger RNA of Scutellospora calospora, 145 nucleotides long. Lineage: Eukaryota; Fungi; Glomeromycota; Glomeromycetes; Diversisporales; Gigasporaceae. The record is from the annotation of a GenBank genome assembly.